Molecule: messenger RNA, 1575 nt
Organism: Drosophila eugracilis
Lineage: Eukaryota; Metazoa; Arthropoda; Insecta; Diptera; Drosophilidae
Gene: cN-IIIB
Product: 7-methylguanosine phosphate-specific 5'-nucleotidase
Exons: 2
Coding region: 307-1263 (318 amino acids)
Cellular component (GO): cytoplasm
Molecular function (GO): magnesium ion binding; 5'-nucleotidase activity
Source: RefSeq, a predicted model, not a curated record
GAAAGUGGAAGUGGUCGGAGCAAAACGUAUUUUACUUUUUAAACUAAAUUCAAUGUUUACAGAACGGUUCGCUUACUGUUUUUUGACAUAAUUUAUAAAUAUAAAAAGCUUGUCAUAUCAGAGCUUCGAUAGUCAGCUGAUAACUGCGAACACUGUGCAAAAACCAACAAAUUUGUCAAAACAAGCGUCCAAGAUACCGCUGGUGAAAGCUCAGCGCAUUUCGCCGAUUGAUUCCCUCGGUCUAGAUAUUCAGUCAUCGUGAUCAGGGGAAGACCUCUGAGCUGUUGGGCGAGAAGGCUACUCAAUAUGGGGUGUGACGAGAAGCAAGAUUCCGCCGGUGGAAGACUGAGGGUCCAGGACAUUCCGUCCCUCACUCAAGACCACUGCCGCAUGCAGGAUCCGGCGAAAGUGGAGCGUAUCAUCAACGAGUUUGUUUUCGGAGGACCGGAACGUAUGCAAAUAGUGUCUGACUUCGACUACACCAUCACUAAACAGCGUACGGAGGACGGAGGAGCGGUUCCCUCCAGCUUCGGCAUUUUCAAUGCCUGCCAAUCGCUACCGAAGAAUUUUAAGGAGGAGACGGACAAGCUGUACCACAAGUACAGGCCCAUAGAGAUCGAUCCGCAUAUGCCCAUUGAGGAGAAGGUGCAGUACAUGAUCGAGUGGUGGACUAAGUCGGGAAAACUGACUAGCGGCUUCGCCUUUGACCAGUCCGAAAUAGAUCAGAUAGCUAGCAAGUACAAGCAUGCGCUACGUGACCGCACACACGAGUUCUUCGGGGACUUGGAGCGCCUAGGCAUUCCCACACUAGUCUUCUCCGCCGGAUUGGGCAACUCGGUGGUCUCCGUGCUCCGUCAGGCCAACAUUAUGCAUCCGAAUGUAAAGGUUGUCUCCAAUUUUCUUCAGUUCAGGGAUGGUCUUUUGGAUGGUUUCCAACAGCCGAUGAUUCACACCUUCAAUAAGAACGAAACCGUGCUGAAUGGCAGCGACUACUAUGACCUGGUGCACACUAGGGACCAUAUCAUCGUCAUGGGCGAUUCAAUUGGAGAUGCUGACAUGGCUUCUGGGGUGCCAGCCUCCUCGCACAUCAUGAAAAUCGGCUUUCUCUUCGAUCACGUUGAGGCUAACAUGGAGAAGUACAUGAACACUUUCGAUAUUGUUCUUGUGGACGAUCAGACAAUGGAUGUGCCGAGGGCUCUACUUGCCCUCAUCGAAAAGCAGCACCAGCUGAACCUCCAGGCCGCUAAACAGAGCUCGCUCUAAUUCUCCGAGGUACAAUAGAGCUCCACGGUCUGAAAUGUACUCUUAGCUGCUCCUGCUUUCUCAUUAGCAGGCUAGUUGCUAAAUAGAAAACAACAGAAGCUACUAAUUAGGUGGUUUAGUUUUAAACAUUUUACUCAUCUUUACGAAUGAAUGUAUAUUUCAUAAACUUCAAUCAUAUUAAAGGCAACGUUUUGCUUUGCAUAAAAAAAAAUGUAAUCGCAUUACAUAGAUAUUUUUUGUUUUGGUGCAAAACAAGUUGUGUAGUACCUUGCUUAAAAUAAGCUUAAAAAUAUUAAAUUGAAGUUAAAGUAA